AUCAAAUCAGCAAUCUGAAGCCACUUUACACAACAAGCACUCUUGUAUUGUAUCUCUCUCUAUUCACAUUUUAAGGUUUUCCCUCCACUCUCUCCAUCUCUCUCUAAUCACUACUACUCUGUACCAUUUAAAUUAAAGAUUGUGCGAACUGCGUAGAAGACUAACUCAUUCUCAGAUCAACAAAAGAGAUCUGGUAGGUUUCAUUGCCAUGGAGCUGAAUUCGGAGCACAGGCCAUUAUCGAUCAAAUUAUGGCCUCCUAGUCAGAAUACUAGACAGACCCUUGUGGAGAGGAUGACCAAGAAUCUGACUACUAAUUCUCUUUUCACACAGAAGUAUGGGACUUUAGACCAAGAAGAGGCUGAGGAGAAUGCAAAAAGGAUUGAGGAUGUAGCUUUUGCAACAGCAAAUCUACAUUAUGAGAAUGAGCCGGAUGGCGAUGGAGGUUCUGCAGUCCAGCUUUAUGCCAAGGAAUGUAGUAAGCUCCUCCUAGAUGUUCUUAAAAGUGGACCCAGUAAAAAGUAUAAUGAAGAAGUGGGGACAUCCACUAACACCAGUGCACCUCAUGAAUCUGUUUUUGAUAUAUCUAAAGGCCAAAGGGCCUUCAUUGAAGCAGAAGAGGCACAGGAACUUUUAAAGCCAUUAAAUGAGCCAGGGAAUUCUUUCACCAAAAUAUGCUUGAGCAACAGAAGCUUUGGAUUAGGAGCAGCACAAGUUGCCCAGCCCAUUCUCAUUUCCAUAAAGGAUCAAUUGAAAGAAGUAGAUAUAUCAGAUUUUAUUGCUGGAAGAUCAGAAGCAGAAGCUCUUGAUGUCAUGAAGAUAUUCUCAACUGCUCUAGAGGGCACUGUCUUGAAGUCUUUAAACCUGUCUGACAAUGCUUUAGGUGAAAAAGGAGUUCGAGCGUUUGGAGCACUCUUGAAAUCACAGAACUGCUUGGAGGAGCUUUAUCUGAUGAAUGAUGGAAUCUCAGAGGAUGCUGCUCGAGCAGUCUGUGAAUUGAUUCCUUUCACAGAGAAGCUCAAAGUUCUUUAUUUUCAUAAUAAUAUGACUGGAGAUGAAGGGGCACUGGCCAUAGCUGAGAUUGUGAAGCGUUCUCCUUCAUUGGAGGAUUUUCGCUGCUCCUCCACAAGAAUAGGCACUGAAGGUGGAGUUGCCUUGUGUGAUGCUUUAGGGAAUUGUACCCAUUUGAAGAAGCUCGAUUUACGUGACAACAUGUUUGGUGCAGAGGGUGGGGUUUCCCUGAGUAAAGCGGUUACCAAGCAUGCAGGGCUAAGAGAAAUUUACAUGAGCUACCUAAACUUGGAAGAUGAUGGUGCUAUUGCUAUAGUUGAUGCUCUUAAGGAAUCAGCUCCUCACCUUGAAGUUUUAGAGAUGAGUGGAAAUGACAUUACUGCUCAUGCUGCUUCUGCAAUAGCAGCCUGCUUAGCAGCAAAGCAGUCUCUUGUCAAGUUGAACCUAUCUGACAAUGAACUAAAGGAUGAAGGUGCCAUGCUGAUAAAUAAGGCUCUAGAAAGCCAUGUCCAGUUAAAGGAAAUUGAUCUAAGUUGCAACCAAAUAACCAGGUCUGGGGCUCAACAAUUGGCUCUGACAGUGGUGAAAAAGGCUGAUUUCAAACUUCUGAACAUCAAUGGAAACUUCAUUUCCAAUGAAGGCAUUGUUGAGUUGAAGGAUAUAUUUAAAAAAUCUCCUAACAUGCUUGGCCCGUUCGAUGAGAAUGAUCCUGAUGGAACAGACAAUGAUGAAGGAGCUGAUGAAGAAGGUAGUGCAGAUGAACUGGAAUCCAAAAUGAAGAACCUUGGAGUUAAUUGAAAGUGGAGCAGUUGUUUGUAGACACUUUCAUGUUCUGCAGCACAAGUAACUCUCAUGACUGUAGCAGAGGAGGGUUUUUAGACCGUAAAAUUUAACUCGUUGAGGGCAUAAAAUGUCUGGAGUAGCUAUUGUAAUCUUGUUUUCAGUGUUUCAUUUCAUGUAGUAAAGUUAUGUUAUUUGCAUUUGCAUCUAUGUAGGUUAGUAAUUAGUUUAAUAACACCUUGUAAUCGAUGCUGUGUCAUUUAGUUUAACAUAUGAUUCUGCUUUUGAAGAGAUAUUCUAAAUAUAUAUUUACUAGAGCUAAUAGAUCUUUAUCUUUUGGAACUGAUU
This is a messenger RNA of Abrus precatorius (Indian licorice), 2137 nucleotides long. Its product is annotated as RAN GTPase-activating protein 2. The transcript is spliced from 2 exons. The record is from RefSeq and is a predicted model, not a curated record. Gene Ontology annotation, molecular function: GTPase activator activity; protein binding. The coding region runs from base 209 to 1807 and encodes 532 amino acids. Lineage: Eukaryota; Viridiplantae; Streptophyta; Magnoliopsida; Fabales; Fabaceae.